GCAGCGGCAUCAGCUACCGUUCCGUGUCAUCGUGUCUCGUCGGCUAUAGUUGAAGCAGGAGAUGGACGUUCUCGGGUCCGAAGCGACCGUAUUAUCGGUCGUCUUGGCGCUUCUGAUCGUGGUCAUUACUGUAGUUUUCGUGCUUCGCCGGAGUAGAGGAGGACGCUCGAACGUACUCAUCUGCGGCAUAUCAAACGCUGGUAAAACAGUGCUCUACGCUCAUCUGUGUUCAGGAAAAACCGUCCAAACAUAUGUGUCCAUCAAGGAGAAUCAGGGCCAGUUCGAACAUCCGAGUUCCGGGAAAGUGGUCAAACUCGUUGACAUCCCCGGCAACGAACGCCAACGCAUGAACGUAUUCGACAACUUCAAAUCCAGCGCGCGUGCGCUCAUCUUCGUAGUGGACUCUAUUAGCUUCAUGAGUGAACUCAAAGAUGUAGCUGAAUACGCCUAUUACGUUCUUUCGGAUCCCGAUACUUCGCGGCUGCCUGUUCUGAUCGCUUGCAACAAACAAGACGAUUCCAUGGCGAAGUCGAUCACCGUGAUCAAGAGCAAUCUCGAGAAAGAGCUCAACCUCCUCCGAAAAACUCAAUCUUCCAAGCUGGUGACGACUGAAGGUGCUCAGCUGGGGAGAGUUCUCGGCAGCGCACGCAAAGACUUCGAGUUCGCCGAUCUCAGCCAGACGGUCGACUUCGUCGAGUUCAGCUCUACCGCAGAUCGGACCCCCGUGCUCGAUUGGUUGAGCAAACUGUGAUGCCUCAUGUACAUGAAUACGAGAAGCGAUCAAACCCGACCCGAGUUGUUGUAAAUUAUCUGUUUGUUGCGUCCGGAGUCGCGUACUCGCCCUACGGCAAUCGAGGAAUAAAUCAA
Galendromus occidentalis (western predatory mite) is the source of this 867-nucleotide messenger RNA. RefSeq names its product signal recognition particle receptor beta (gene SrpRbeta). The transcript has a single exon. Gene Ontology annotation, molecular function: GTP binding; GTPase activity. Lineage: Eukaryota; Metazoa; Arthropoda; Arachnida; Mesostigmata; Phytoseiidae. Gene Ontology annotation, cellular component: Golgi apparatus. Gene Ontology annotation, biological process: protein localization to Golgi apparatus; intracellular protein transport; Golgi to plasma membrane protein transport. The record is from RefSeq and is a predicted model, not a curated record. Bases 62 to 751 code for a protein of 229 amino acids.